AAUUCACAAAUUUUCUAUAAAAGAAAUGAAGCCAAUUGUAGCAACGUUCGUGCUUAUCGCACUUGUACUCUUCAGUUCUUCUCUCUUUCAUUCCACCAUGGCUGCUUCAAGUUUCUGUGACUCGAAGUGUGCGGUGAGGUGCUCGAAGGCAGGGGCAAAAGAUAGAUGCUUGAAGUAUUGUGGUAUAUGUUGCAAAGCUUGUCAUUGCGUACCUUCUGGGACGUAUGGAAAUAAGGACGAAUGCCCUUGUUACAGGGACAAGAAGAAUUCUAAGGGCAAACCGAAAUGCCCUUAAAAAUCCGUUGUUGUUCAAUAAAUAUUUGAAAAUGUCAUGAUCGAGAUAUACAAAUAAAGAAUAAGUUGUUUUACGUUAAUUUUGUGUU
This is a messenger RNA of Cynara cardunculus var. scolymus (artichoke), 383 nucleotides long. Its product is annotated as peamaclein. NCBI's taxonomy places the organism in Eukaryota, Viridiplantae, Streptophyta, Magnoliopsida, Asterales, Asteraceae. Bases 26 to 295 code for a protein of 89 amino acids. The transcript is spliced from 2 exons. The record is from RefSeq and is a predicted model, not a curated record.